Messenger RNA from Piliocolobus tephrosceles (Ugandan red Colobus), 1333 nucleotides. RefSeq names its product PRAME family member 1-like. The record is from RefSeq and is a predicted model, not a curated record. NCBI's taxonomy places the organism in Eukaryota, Metazoa, Chordata, Mammalia, Primates, Cercopithecidae. The coding region runs from base 148 to 837 and encodes 229 amino acids. The transcript is spliced from 2 exons. Gene Ontology annotation, cellular component: cytoplasm.
GGGUCACCUGGGGUUGAGGCUAGAGAAGGACAUCAUGUACAAGCUAGUUAGUGGGGGUUUCAGCUCUACUGAGGGUGCACGUGUGAAUUUCUUGUUUCAAGGUGUGUUUAAAGUUGAUAUGAUAUAAAAGAGGUAAUAGAGGAGACUAUGAAAGGAGGAAAAGUGCAUCAAACUUGUGCAUGUCACAGUAGAAGCUCUGUCCUCAACAGCUUAGUGAUCAUGAAUGAUCCUGUCUCUAAUUCUCUGUCUGUAAAAGGUUGUUUUGAACCCCAGGAAAGGCGCCUCCAGAACCCCUUGGAGAACUUGGAAUUGACUUGUGGCUACCUAUUGGAAGAGGACGUGAAGUGUCUCUCCCAGUAUCCAAGCCUCGGUUACCUAAAACAUCUGAAUCUCAGCUACGUGCCGCUGUUCCACAUCAGCCUUGAGCCCCUCGGAGCUCUGCUAGAGAAAGUUGCUGCCACUCUUGAGACCCUCAUCUUGGAGGGCUGUCAGAUCCACUACUCCCAACUCAGUGACAUCCUUCCCGGUCUGAGCCGCUGCUCCCAGCUCACCAUCUUCUACUUUGGCAGAAAUUUCAUGUCUAUGGACGCCCUGAAGGACCUGCUGGGCCACACCAGUGGGCUGAGCAAGUUAAGCCUGGAGACGUAUCCCGCCCCUUGGGAGAGUUUGAAUUCCUUGGUUCGUGUCGAUUGGGAGAUCUUCACCCCACUUCGGGCUGAGCUGAUGCGGACACUGAGGAAAGUCAGGCAGCCCAGGAGGAUCUUCAUUGGCCCCGCCCCCUGCCCUUCCUGUGGCUCAUCACCGUCUAAGGAACUGGAGCUCCAUCUUUGCUGCUAGGGAAGGCGUGCCUAGCGGGGUAGAUCCAUCCAAAGUUCUCUUGCAGACACUUGGACACUAAAAUCUAGUAUGUACGUGCAAGUUAGUUUUCUUAUUUCUUAUUUCUUUUUUAAUAAUUCUAAAAUUUUUAUUUAAAAAAUUUCAGACAGGGUUUCGCUAUGUUGCCCCAGCUGGUCUCAAACUGCUGGGCACGUGGGAUUCUCCUACCUCGGUUUCCUAAAGUGCUGGACUUGCAGGCAUGAGCGACUUUGCCCAGUCCACAUGUACAGCUUAAAUGAAGCAUUGAACUCUUUGAUUUAGGCAAGUGCUCAGCACAAUGGAAAAAACAUAACAGCAGGGGGCAAGACUGGAGAAAAACGUUGAGGUGGAGUCAAUGAGACCUUCAGGGACCCGUGUCCUACAGAGUCAGAGACAGAACCUAAAGUUCUACAGUGAUGAGAAUGUUAUCCCUGCAAGAGUGGUUACAAAGAAAUAUCGGAAAUAAAGGGAACCUCAA